Carya illinoinensis is the source of this 1898-nucleotide messenger RNA. RefSeq lists its product as uncharacterized. Lineage: Eukaryota; Viridiplantae; Streptophyta; Magnoliopsida; Fagales; Juglandaceae. The coding region runs from base 446 to 1660 and encodes 404 amino acids. The record is from RefSeq and is a predicted model, not a curated record. The transcript has 9 exons.
AGAUAAAAGUACCUCUUAUAUUUUAGGAAGCAGGUGAUGGCUUUGACUGGCGUGGAAGCCGACCAUACCUCCAAGACAAAGCCCCCGCACUGACGUCCAUUACAAGAUUGUAAGUUAUGUCAAAGAUUGUCUUGGGUGGCAACGAUUACCUGCGAAAGUGUCCCCUCCCUGAAAAGAACAUUCUUCUUUAAGCAUGCUCUUUCUUCCUCAAUCUAUGAGCUAAGAGGAAUAAUUUUCAUCUUUACUCACAACCCAUAUGGUGGAAGUCUUUAUAGGUUAUAAUGGUAUCAUAGGGCUCGUAGGCAAGGAUUCUUCUAGCAUACAGAAGCAGAAGCCAAAAAAGGGAGAAGGAAAAGAGAAAAGAGAAAGGUGGGAAUAAGCAUCCUCGAUCAUAUAUAGACGUGUUAAAGGUUGAGGCUUGAAAUUCCUUUGCCUUUUUUAGAAAAUGGGUAGGCAACAGUCGCUGCAGAGCAAAGCCGUCCACUUUGUUUCUGAUCUCACCACUGUUUUCCUCAAUCCCAUCUCUGACAAACCCUCGGAACCUCAUCCUCAUCCUCCUCCUUCACCCACUACCAAGCUCCUAUAUCCGCGAUUGGCUUUGCAUGGCAUCAAUUGUGUCAGGCAUAAAGCCGGGGAGGAUGGUGAAAUUUUGACCCCUCAAGAAGAUGAGAGCAAGUCGAAGAGAAGUCAACAAGAGUCAAUUAGUGCAGAGGGUUCUGGGGAUGUAGUUGAUGGGCCUGAUACUUCUUCUUUUACAGCAUUUCUCUAUUCCCUAUUGUCAUCCUCUGAGCCUGGGGAUAAUUUGAAGUCAGAUGAACAGAAUAAUGACAAAGGAGAAUCAGGGGACCGGCAAUCUGACACACUAACAAAAGAAAGUGGUGGGAAAAAAAGCCUAUUUUUGAGGGGGAAACAUUCACUCAGUAAAGCUAUUUACAAGGCUGCAAGGAUCGGUGGCUAUCGAAACCAAGAUCGCAAGGGUGACUCUGACAUGGUAUUUGAUGGGAAUGAUGCAGGAAUUUCUGGAGUUGAAAUGAGGCAUGUGGAAAAUGAGAAAGAGUCUGUGGGCUUGGUCAAAGUCCCAGAUGUUUCUGAACCUUCAUUGCUUCUUUCAGAGAAAAGUAGAAGUGCUCUUUAUGCUUCCCUUCCAGCACUUGUUCAAGGGAGGCAAUGGUUAUUGCUCUAUAGUACAUGGAGGCAUGGCAUAUCACUUUCAACCCUGUACCGAAGGAGCAUGCUUUGGCCCGGGCUCAGCUUGCUGGUUAUCGGAGACCGUAAAGGUGCAGUAUUUGGUGGCUUGGUUGAGGCACCCCUAAGACCAACCAACAAGAGAAAAUAUCAGGGAACCAACAGUACAUUUGUUUUCACGAAUAAACCCGGUCAUCCUGUUAUCUAUCGCUCAACAGGUGUAAAUCGCUAUUUCACUCUGUGCUCCACGGAAUUUCUGGCAAUUGGUGGAGGUGGUCACUUUGCACUGUAUUUGGAUGCUGAUCUAUUGAAUGGAUCAAGUUCUGUUUCGGAAACAUAUGGAAAUCCUUGUCUUGCGCACUCAGUGGACUUUGAAGUGAAGGAAGUUGAGUUGUGGGGCUUUGUAUAUGCUUCAAAAUAUGAGGAGAUGCUUUCUUUAAGCCGAAUGGAGGCUCCUGGUAUAUGCCGAUGGUAAAUACUCCUCAAGCUUUUUGUGAUAAUGGGUCAUGUUGUAAUCAGGUAGCUGCAGCUUGGUACUAAUGGUACUCUUGCAUAAUGCUGAAUGUCUUUUGUAUACACCAUGAUAUGCUCCAAAUACCAGGCUAUGUUUGUACAUACGUGUGCAUCCCAUAUAUACAACGAGCGCAUAUGCAUUGAACUGCAAGUUUUUAUGGAUAAAUGGUAGAUUUUGAUGGCAUACCGAUUGAUAAUGA